This is a messenger RNA of Clupea harengus (Atlantic herring), 6091 nucleotides long. RefSeq names its product dynactin subunit 1b (gene dctn1b). NCBI's taxonomy places the organism in Eukaryota, Metazoa, Chordata, Actinopteri, Clupeiformes, Clupeidae. Gene Ontology annotation, biological process: establishment of mitotic spindle orientation; nuclear migration. The record is from RefSeq and is a predicted model, not a curated record. Gene Ontology annotation, cellular component: kinetochore; microtubule associated complex; spindle pole.
ACACACAUAUGCGAGCUGGUCCCUCCUCUGCCUUCGGUGAGUGUGUCCCUGUCUGGCUUCUGUGGACUGAGGAAACGGUUCAUCAGGGUUCUGGAAUAUUCAGCCCAAUCUGACAGGCUUGCUGGAAACAGUGGAAAUGAUGGUGUGAGAGGAAAGAGACGUACACUGAGGGAGAAAGAGGGAGACAGAGGGAGAGAAGGGAGAGGUGAGACGCAGUCUGUGAAGACAGCUUUGCUGGGGGUGACAGAGGAGCGGCAUGUCUCAGACUAAGAGAUACACGUACAGCAGGACCACUAGCAGUGGCAGUAGCAGGAUGAGUUCAGACGGAGGUGGUCGUCCGGUGAAGGUGGGCUCGCUGGUGGAGGUGAUCGGGAAGGGUCACCGGGGAACCGUGGCGUACAUCGGCAACACGCUCUUCGCCUCGGGCAAGUGGGUCGGGGUCAUUCUGGACGAGCCCAAGGGCAAGAAUGACGGAACCGUGCAGGGCAAGCGCUACUUCACCUGCCAGGAGAACCACGGAAUAUUUGUACGACAAUCACAGAUUCAGUUGGUGGAUGAUGGAGAGAACACUACUUCACCUGAGACCCCUGAACUUGCUACAUCUAAAGUGCCAAAAAGAGACAUACUGGACACCUCGAAAUCGGCGAAACUGCGAGGAGCCAAACCUAAGAAGACGCCUGCCCCCCGUAAGACUACGGCCAGACGGCCUAAGUCCACUCGUCCGGUGGGAAAGAUGGGCUCCGGUUCGGCCUCUGCAGCUGAAAUGAGCAGCAGUGAGCCCAGCACUCCUGCUCAAACGCCAUUGGCUGCUCCCAUUCUCCCCUCCCCAGUGGGGACACUCCCAUCUCCGGGAGCCCCGCCCCUCCCAGCGCCCAGCAAGGAGGAGGAGGCGCUGCGUGGCCAGGUGAAGGACCUGGAGGAGAAGCUGGAGACGCUGAAGCUGAAGCGGCAGGAGGACAAGGCCAAACUCAAGGAGCUGGAGAAGCACAAGAUCCAGCUGGAGCAGCUGCAGGAGUGGAAGAGCAAGAUGCAGGAGCAGCAGAACGACCUGCAGAAACAGCUCAAGGAGGCCAAGAAGGAAGCCAAAGACGCUCUUGAGGCUAAGGAGCACUACAUGGAGGAGAUGUCGGACACAGCGGACGCUAUAGAGAUGGCUACUCUGGACAAGGAGAUGGCCGAGGAGAGGGCAGAGUCACUCCAAAUAGAAGUGGACUCAUUGAAGGAGAGGGUAGAGGAGCUGAGCAUGGACCUGGAGAUCCUCAAACACGAGAUAGAGGAGAAAGGUUCAGAUGGUGCUGCCUCCAGUUAUCACGUGAAACAGUUAGAGGAGCAGAAUGGACGACUAAAAGAGGCCUUGGUCAGGAUGCGGGACCUGUCAUCCUCAGAGAAGCAGGAGCAUCUUAAGCUGCAGAGGCAGACGGAGAAGCUGAAUGGUGAUCUGGACGGGCUGCGCGACCAGAGAGACAAACUCACGCAGGAGCUGCGUGGUUCAGAGAAGACCGUAGAUGAGCUGAAGGAGCAGGUGGAUGCGGCGCUGGGUGCAGAGGAGAUGGUUGAGAUGCUGACUGAAAGGAAUCUUGACCUGGAGGAGAAAGUGAGAGAGAUGAGAGAGACUGUUAGUGACCUGGAGGCCAUUAACGAGAUGAAUGACGAGCUCCAGGAGAACGGCCGUGAGACAGAGCUGGAGCUGAGGGAGCAGGUGGAUCUGGCUACCACUAAGGUCCGAGAGGCAGAGAAGCGCGUGGAGGCGGCGCAGGAGACCGUGGCUGACUACCAGCAGACCAUCCAGAAGUACCGCGAGCUCACCGCUCAGCUACAGGAAGUGAACCGUGAUUUGAUGAGCCAGCAGGAGGCGGAGCAGCAGCAGCCUGCACCUACUGACAUGUUCGAUUUCAAGAUCAAAUUUGCUGAAACCAAAGCCCACGCUAAGGCCAUUGAGAUGGAGCUUCGGCAGGUGGAGGUGUCCCAGGCUAACAGACACGUGUCUCUGCUCAUGGCCUUCAUGCCGGAGUCAUUCCUGAGGCACGGCGGGGACCACGACUCCGUGCUGGUGCUGCUGCUCAUACCCAGGCUCAUGUGCAAGGCUGAGCUAGUGAGUAAGCAGGCUCGGGAGAAGUUUGACCUGACGGAGAGCUGCAUAGAGGGGGUUGGGAUGAGAGGAGGGCCUGGGGAGCAGAGGAGCUUCGCUGCUGGACUCGUCUACUCCCUCAGCCUGCUGCAGGCCACGCUACACAAAUAUGAACAAGCCCUGAAUCAGUGCAGUGUGGAGGUGUAUAAGAAGAUUGGAGUGCUGUACGCUGAGCUUAGUGCACACGAGCGAUCACUGGACUUCCUCAUAGACCUGCUGCACAGAGACCAGCUGGACGAAACAGUCAAUGUGGAGCCCCUCACCAAAGCCAUCAAGUACUAUCAGCAUCUGUAUAGUAUCCACCUGGCAGACCAGCCUGAGGACUGCACUAUGCAACUGGCAGACCACAUUAAGUUUACCCAGAGUGCAUUGGACUGCAUGGCUGUGGAGGCGGCGCGUCUGCGUGCCUUCCUGCACCCUGGACAGGAGGAGGCGGGUCUCACCGUCUUGUUGAAGGACCUGGAGACUUCCUGUUCGGACGUGAGGCAGUUCUGCAAGAAGAUCCGCCGCCGCAUGCCUGGCACAGACGCCCAUGGUAUCCCAGAAGCCCUCAGCUUUGGCCCGCAGGUGUCAGAGACGCUGUCAGAGUGCAGGAAACAGUUGACCUGGGUGGUGGCCGUACUACAGGAAGUAGCAGCAGCAGGGGCACAGCUGAUUGGUCCCCUGAGCGAACAGGAAGGGCUCUCUGCAGUCAAAGUGGAGGAUAUGGCCUUCAAAGCAGCAGAGCAGAUCUAUGGAAGUCAGGGCAUAAACCCACACGAGUGUCUGCGCCAGUCAUGCAACAUUGUAAUAGCGACCAUGAACAAGAUGGCCACGGCCAUGCAGGAGGGAGAGUAUGAUGCUGAGAAACCACAGACUGGGACACCGCCGAUUGCUCUGCGUGCCACCGCUCUGAGGGCGGAGUUCACGGAUGCAGAGGGGCGUGGCCUCAAACUAGAGGACAGAGAGACUGUCAUAAAGGAGCUAAAGAAAUCCCUCAAGAUCAAGGGAGAAGAACUGAGCGAGGCGAGUGUCCGUCUCAGCUUGCUGGAGAAGAAGUUGGACAGCUCGUCUAAAGAUGCGGAUGAACGUGUGGAAAAGAUUCAGACUCAACUGGACGAGACACUAGCUGUGCUGAAAAAGAAAGAGAAGGAGUUUGAAGAGACCAUGGAUGCUCUGCAGGCUGACAUUGACCAGCUGGAGUCAGAGAAGGCAGAGUUAAAACAGCGCAUCAAUAGCCAAUCAAAGAUGACCAUCGAAGGGUUGCGAGGAAGUCCCAACUCUGGCAUUGCCUCUAUCGUCACUGGGAUCACAGGAGAGGAACAGAAAGAGUCUGGAGCCGUCUAUUCUCCGGGUGUGUGUCCAGGUGUUGGAAUGCAGGUUGUUGACUCUCCUCUGCUGAUGCAGCAGAUCGAAGCUCAGAGGCUCAGUAUUAAACACCUGAAAAAUGAGAACAACAGAUUCAAGGCAGAUAAGAUGCGUUCCCAGCUUGCAUCCCUGCCCCCUCUGUGUGUGCCCAGGCUGCCAGUGGUGGGGGGCAGUGAGGUACAGUCUGGGGCUCUCUACCGCAAAACCCAGCAGCUCCUGGAGACACUGCUGCAGAUGAGCGCCAAUGUCAGAGUGGUGGACAUCACCGGCAAAUCACCAGUAAGCCCCAGUGGCCAGCUGUUAGAGCAGACAUCCAGACUACAGUCCUUGAGUGAAACUCUAGAUCGACUAAAGGAUGAAGUAGCUGAGCAUGUGGUGACUCAGAAGCCUGGGGCGCGUGUCUCGUCGGACUUUGCCACUUUCCCUUGCACCUCUUUUGUGAAGGCAAAGGAGGAGAGAAGAGGUGAGACUGUUCUGAUUGGCCGAGUGAUGGUUCCAUGCUCGCGAGGGCAGGAGGCGGUGCAUCGGCUCGUCCUAUCACAGCCUGAUCUGCAGACAGUGCACCGGCUGCUUCUUACAUAAACCCGCCCACUGCUUGGCCAAAACUCUGCUUAUGCUUAUAUGAAAAGUUCUGCCCAUUCCAUGACAGGGUUGCCGACGUCAACCAUCCAUCCAUCAGAUUCUGCUUUCAUGAAAGUACAUUUUUACCCAUAAUGCACAUGACAUAGAUCUGAAGAAGUACCAAAUAGAACAGCACAUACCUGAGGUCAUUUGCCUUCAUUAAGAAACUCGAAUGGUUUUGUAGAUUUCUUUAAAAUGCAUGACUUUAAAAUGCAUUUCUGGAUGCCUUCUGAUUUUUGUAUGACAGUAGUGCUUUUACAACUAAACACACAAAUGUAUACAGUUCUAUUUGCAACUAGACAUCUAGCUUGGUAUCUGGCAUCAGGAUUGCACUUGUGUCUGUAGAUGAAUCACAAGCCAUUCAUAGUACAGAUAAUUUCACUGCUAACACUCUGAUACAUCAUUCAUAAGCACAUGGUCACCUUGUGAAAAUAUUGCCAUGGCUUCACUGGCAACCUUGCUCUCCAUCCUGCCAUGCUAUUCAUCACUAAUCUAACCCCCUCACUGCAUCACCCAGUCCUGGGCUGACAAACACCAUAACCUCUUGACAUAGUUGCACAGAGAAGUCCUGCUCUCUUCAUGUAUUCUACACUACUGGCACAGCCACUUUUGUCAAGUUAAUUGCCUUCAUACAGAUGUACCCUUUAGGCAUGAACAUACCACCCUAGACGAGAUGAAAUGGAGAUAUUUCUCAACGGAAUGACUAGGAAUGUCUUGGAUGGUAGUCAAUCCUGCACUGUCCCCUUGUCCUCCCUUUAUUAAUUCUGAACCUUCAUUAAGCAUGAUGCGAGGCCAACACAACAUUGUCCAAAUCCAGCACGCACACAAACGCACUCACAGUAGAGUCAAUUUAUCCCAACAGUACACAAGCACAUAAUUAGGCUUUAAUACAGAGAGGCAGCUUAGGCCAAAGGUGUUCCUCAAUAACCUGCUGUUUGUGCUGUGUGUCUCUGCGCUGUCGCUGGCUGUGUGUUUUGUUACUGCUCAAGUGCCAUAUAUUCGUUAUCGGCUAACUGAAUUCUUCUAAAUAAAUACACAAGAGAUUCAAAAAUGAAGUGGAGGGGCUUGAAGGGGUUCUGGAAAGGAACUCAGAAUGGUUCUGGAAUUGGGUGACAUCUCAGAGGCCUGAGGUCGGUUCUCCAUGCUUGUCACACUGCAAGCUUCCUCGGAGAUACUGCUAAGUUUGAGCAGAAUGCUGAGGUUAAACGGCUAGGGUCAGGAAGUGGGUCUACUUUAGUAUUUCAUAUCCAUUAUUUCUCCAAGUAGCUGAUUAUCACAACUUACAAAUCACGACAUAGAGCUAAUGAUCGCGUUCUGCUAGCUAGCUGUAUAACUGGAGCAAAUUCAUAAGCAGGUCUUGCUUUCUGACCCUGCUAGUUUUCACCUCGGUAUUGUUGGGUGUAAACUGAGAAGGAUGUUGUUUCAUCCCCCUCCCCUGUUAUGACAACUGCUGACGACGAAAAAAGGCUUAAAGUUGGCAGAUUUUUAUGCCAUCCUGGAAGUUAGCAAUACAGUGAAAUGAGAUGGUCAUUGAAAAUCUGCCCCCUAAUGGCCUUGAAAGGCACCAGUUUGACAGCAGUGGUCAGUGGUGUGCCUUUGUAGUUACCAGUUGAUUCAAGCGCAUAGUAUUUCUUCUCUGGCAUAUUUUGUUGCGUAAUGAAGGAUGUCAUUCCUAUAUUUAGAGCAUAUCGUGGGAUCUGCUUGCUAAUCUUCACCCUUCUGGAAGUGAGGUGAUCUGCUGUUUCCCGCUCCCUGUCGAAAAAAAAGGACAGGACUGAACAACACCUCAUGAGUUGUUUAUUUACUAGAGAUGUUUAUUUGAAUAAGUCUGAUGUGUAGUCAUUUGGACUGUGUAGUCCUCAAGAUGUGUAUUUAUUGUGUACUUACAGAGUUGCUUUUGAAAGUGUCAAUUGUUGAAAAAGUGCUUUUACCUGGUCUAUGUACAAGUACUCUGCAGAACUGAUUAUAUAACAGUAAAUGUACUACAAACAGUGA